AUGGCUCACUGCAUGGGGCCUGUGCUGCUGCUGCUGCUGCUGCUACUACUAUUACUGGGGUCUGCAAGCUCCGCUGGGGGGAACCGCUGCGUGGACGCUGCCGAAGCGUGCACAGCCAACGCGCUGUGCCAGCGACUGCGCACGGAGUACGUGGAGCAGUGUUUGGGGAGGGUCGUAAACGGGGGGUGCCCCCGCUCCCGCUGCCACCGCGCCCUGCGCCGUUUCUUCUCCCGCGGGCCGCAGGCGCUCACCCACGCGUUGCUCUUCUGUCCAUGUGCGAGCCCCGCGUGCGGCGAGCGACGGCGCCAAACCUUCGUGCCCGCCUGCGCCUUCUCGGGACUGGGCCAGGAGCCGCCCUCCUGUCUCGCACGGAUGGACGCUUGCGAGAGGAGCCGGGUCUGCAGGCCCCGCCUCCUGACCUUCCAGGCCUCCUGCUCGUCGGUCCCCAUCACCCGAGACAGUUGCCUGCGGGACCAGGGCCCCAGUUGCCUGCGCGCCUACGCGGGCCUGGUGGGUACCGCGAUCACCCCCAACUACGUGGACAACGCGAGUGCGCGCGUGGCUCCCUGGUGCGACUGCAGAGCCAGCGGAAACCGGCGUGAGGAGUGCGAAGCCUUCCAGGGGCUCUUUACAAGGAACCGCUGCUUGGAUGGUGCCAUACAAUCCUUUGACAGCCAAUGGCCCUCAAUCCUGCAGGACCAACUGGGUUCCCACCACGACCCUGGGCAGCGCCUCCUACAGGUACCCUCUGCAGACAGGCCCCUGGAAGGGAGCUCCCUGCAGUCCAUACUCCCUGUCCUGGUUCUCCAGGCCCUGCUCUGACUAGGACAGCAGACAUUGGACCCCACAGCUGACUGCACACACUGCUGGGGUACAGGACCAUGUCUCUGGUUUAUUGCCCUCUGAAAAGGUCCCUUUCUUCACAGACCUUGAGACAACUGGAUUCUCUCACUGGGGAUGCACGGGAGAGGGUCACCUUUGCAGCUGAGGCCUCACUAGCAUCCCCAGAUCUAAAGAAGGUCAGAGACCAUCCGGACUCCUGGAACUCUAGGAAACUGUGUUGGCCUCUCAAGCAGGUAUCACCCUAAGGAAUGCAUGGGAGCAGACUCCCUCUAGCACAGCUGCCUUUGAGGACACCCUCCCACUUAGGCAAUACCUGUGCCCCAGAAUUAAUGUUGGCAGAUUGCUUCCUGUCCAUGAUAUGCUGCUUGGUGGGCAUCCCCUGGAAUGAGAGGAGUCAGUCCCUGCCCUGCCCCUGCACUGCACUGGCUACUUGGU
Messenger RNA from Sciurus carolinensis (gray squirrel), 1278 nucleotides. It is a transcript of the gene Gfra4, whose product is annotated as GDNF family receptor alpha 4. The record is from RefSeq and is a predicted model, not a curated record. Gene Ontology annotation, cellular component: external side of plasma membrane; signaling receptor complex. Lineage: Eukaryota; Metazoa; Chordata; Mammalia; Rodentia; Sciuridae. Gene Ontology annotation, molecular function: glial cell-derived neurotrophic factor receptor activity. The transcript is spliced from 7 exons. Bases 1 to 822 code for a protein of 273 amino acids. Gene Ontology annotation, biological process: nervous system development.